Molecule: messenger RNA, 5250 nt
Organism: Apaloderma vittatum (bar-tailed trogon)
Lineage: Eukaryota; Metazoa; Chordata; Aves; Trogoniformes; Trogonidae
Gene: CHD2
Product: chromodomain helicase DNA binding protein 2
Exons: 35
Coding region: 154-5250 (1698 amino acids)
Biological process (GO): nucleosome organization; regulation of transcription by RNA polymerase II
Cellular component (GO): chromatin; nucleus
Molecular function (GO): chromatin binding; ATP-dependent chromatin remodeler activity; ATP binding
Source: RefSeq, a predicted model, not a curated record
CUGUGUCCGAGCUCAGAGCAAGUGCAUGCGUUUCAGUUGCACCCUUGAGGAGACGGUCCGGAGUGAAGCCUACAACCUGAUUUUCUCUCUUUUCAAUUAAAGGCAAGUAGCGAAUCUGAAAAUGAGAGCCCAAAAAGAAGAGGCCAGAAGCAAAUGAAAAAAACAAAUAAGUGGAAAAGAGAGGUCUCUGGUGAAGAAGAGGAUGAAGAUGGAAGGGAGCAAGGCACUAGUGGAGAGAGUGAGCCCGAACCGAAGAAAGUUAAAGCAAGAAGACCUGCCCAGAGAAGAACAGUGGCCAAACCCAGUGUUAAAAAGGCUCACAAACGCCAGUGUGGGAAGAAGAGAAAGAAACCAGACUCAUCUGAAGACGAUGAUGACGAUGAAGAUGAUGAGACCCCCAAGAGACAAACUCGACGGAGGGCAGCCAAAAAUGUCAGUUACAAAGAAGAUGACGAUUUUGAGACGGAUUCUGAUGACCUGAUAGAGAUGACUGGGGAAGGAGCUGAAGAACAACAAGAUAACAGUGAAACUAUUGAGAAGGUCUUGGACAUCAGGCUUGGAAAAAAAGGAGCCACUGGUGCUUCCACCACCGUGUACGCAACUGAAGCCAACGGCAACCCAAGCGCUGACUUUGAUCCUGAGAAGGAUGAGGGAGAAGUUCAGUACCUGAUCAAAUGGAAAGGCUGGUCGUACAUCCAUAGCACGUGGGAGAGUGAAGAGUCCCUUCAGCAGCAGAAAGUGAAGGGCCUGAAAAAGCUCGAAAACUUCAAGAAAAAAGAGGAGGAGAUCAAGCAAUGGCUGGGCAAGGUAUCACCUGAAGACGUGGAAUAUUUCAACUGCCAACAAGAGCUAGCUUCAGAGCUGAACAAACAGUAUCAGAUAGUGGAGAGAGUAAUAGCCAACAGUCGCAAAACAUCCUCAAAUGACCCCGAAUACCUGUGUAAGUGGAUGGGGCUGCCCUACGCCGAGUGCAGCUGGGAAGAUGAGGCUCUGAUAAGCAAGAAAUUUCAGCACUGCAUCGACAGCUUCAACAAUCGUAACAACUCCAAAAUGAUUCCGACCCGGGAUUGCAAGGUUUUGAAGCAGAGACCGAGGUUCGUUGCCUUGAAGAAACAGCCUUCUUACAUUGGCAGUGAGAACCUGGAGCUACGAGAUUACCAGCUGGAGGGCCUCAACUGGCUCGCUCACUCGUGGUGCAAGAGCAACAGCGUGAUCCUGGCCGAUGAAAUGGGCCUGGGCAAGACAAUUCAGACCAUUUCAUUCCUGUCGUACCUCUUCCAUCAGCAUCAGCUCUAUGGCCCUUUCCUGGUGGUGGUACCUUUGUCCACACUCACUUCAUGGCAGCGAGAGUUUGAAGUGUGGGCACCUGAGAUCAAUGUGGUGGUUUACAUCGGAGACCUCAUGAGCAGGAACAUGAUACGUGAAUAUGAGUGGAUCCACUCUCAGUCUAAAAGAUUGAAAUUCAAUGCACUUAUCACAACAUACGAGAUCCUUCUCAAGGAUAAGGCUGUUUUGGGAAGUAUUAACUGGGCCUUCCUAGGCGUGGAUGAAGCCCACCGGUUGAAGAAUGAUGAUUCUUUGCUGUACAAAACGUUGAUUGAUUUCAAGUCCAAUCACAGGCUGCUGAUCACCGGCACCCCGCUUCAAAAUUCACUCAAAGAGCUCUGGUCCCUGCUGCAUUUCAUCAUGCCAGAGAAGUUUGAGUUCUGGGAGGAUUUUGAAGAAGAUCAUGGAAAAGGUAGAGAGAAUGGCUACCAGAGCCUUCACAAAGUCCUGGAGCCAUUUCUCCUGCGCAGAGUGAAGAAGGAUGUGGAGAAAUCUUUACCAGCCAAAGUGGAGCAGAUCCUCCGGGUGGAAAUGUCUGCUUUACAGAAACAGUAUUACAAGUGGAUUUUGACAAGAAACUACAAAGCUCUUUCAAAGGGAACAAGGGGGAGCACAUCUGGCUUCCUGAACAUUGUGAUGGAGUUGAAAAAGUGCUGCAACCAUUGCUACCUUAUCAAACCUCCUGAGGAAAACGAGAGAGAGAAUGGACUUGAGACCCUGCAGUCUCUGAUCAGGAGCAGUGGAAAGCUGAUUCUCUUGGACAAGCUGCUGACCAGGCUGCGGGAGAGAGGCAACAGGGUGCUGAUCUUCUCCCAGAUGGUGAGGAUGCUGGACAUCUUGGCAGAGUACCUGACUAUCAAACACUACCCUUUUCAGCGCUUGGACGGCUCAAUCAAAGGGGAGAUCCGAAAGCAGGCGCUGGACCACUUCAACGCUGACGGCUCAGAGGACUUCUGUUUCUUGUUGUCAACGCGAGCUGGAGGGCUGGGAAUUAAUUUAGCCUCUGCUGAUACUGUUGUUAUCUUUGACUCGGACUGGAACCCCCAAAAUGAUCUUCAGGCUCAGGCUCGCGCCCACCGGAUUGGACAAAAGAAGCAGGUGAAUAUUUACCGCCUGGUCACAAAGGGUACAGUAGAAGAGGAGAUCAUUGAGAGGGCCAAGAAGAAAAUGGUGCUGGAUCAUUUGGUGAUCCAGCGCAUGGACACCACUGGCCGGACUGUUCUGGACAACAACUCUGGGAGAUCUAACUCAAAUCCUUUCAACAAAGAGGAGCUGACAGCUAUUCUGAAGUUUGGAGCUGAAGAUCUUUUCAAAGAGCUUGAAGGGGAAGAAUCAGAGCCUCAGGAGAUGGACAUCGAUGAGAUUUUACGUCUGGCUGAAACACGAGAGAACGAAGUGUCCACCAGUGCCACCGACGAGCUCCUCUCCCAGUUCAAGGUGGCCAACUUUGCAACUAUGGAGGAGGAAGAGACAGAACUGGACGAGCGGUCCCAGAAGGACUGGGAUGAUAUCAUUCCAGAGGAGCAGAGGAAAAAGGUGGAGGAGGAAGAGAGGCAGAAAGAAUUGGAGGAAAUCUACAUGUUGCCUCGAAUCCGGAGCUCGACUAAAAAGGCUCAGACAAACGACAGUGAAUCAGAUGCAGAAACUAAGAGAAGGCUUCAGAGAUCGUCUGGAUCAGAAAGCGAAACUGAUGAUACCGAUGAUGAGAAGAGACCAAAGCGCAGGGGGCGUCCUCGGAGCGUUCGAAAAGAUACUGUGGAAGGAUUUACUGAUGCUGAAAUCAGGAGGUUUAUCAAGGCUUACAAGAAGUUUGGACUGCCUCUUGAACGGCUGGAGUGUAUUGCCCGGGAUGCUGAGCUGGUGGAUAAGUCUGUGGCGGAUCUGAAACGGUUAGGGGAACUCAUCCACAAUAGCUGUGUGUCAGCAAUGCAGGAAUAUGAGGAGCAGCUGAAAGAAAACCCAGGUGAAGCAGGCAAAGGACCUGGAAAAAGAAGAGGUCCUACUAUCAAGAUUUCUGGUGUCCAAGUCAACGUGAAAUCCAUCAUCCAACAUGAAGAGGAGUUUGAAAUGCUGCAUAAAUCCAUUCCCACGGACCCAGAGGAAAGGAAGAAGUACCGCCUGACGUGCCGUGUCAAAGCUGCCCAUUUUGAUGUAGACUGGGGAGUGGAGGAGGAUUCUCGCUUGUUAGUGGGAAUUUACGAGCAUGGUUAUGGCAACUGGGAGCUAAUUAAAACAGAUCCGGAAUUGAAGUUAUCUGAUAAGAUCCUACCUGUUGAGACAGAUAAGAAACCUCAGGGAAAACAGCUCCAGACCCGAGUUGAUUAUCUAUUGAAACUGCUGAAGAAAGAUCUGGACAAGAAAGAAAACAUGAAAGAUGGGGAAGAGGGCAAGCUAAAGAAGAGGAAACCACGAGUAAAGAAAGAGAACAAGGCUCCCAAAGUCAAAGACGAGCAUGGGAAUGAGCUCUCCUCUCCUCGGCACUCAGACAACCAGUCAGAAGAAGGUGAAGUCAAGGAGGAUGGCUUGGAAAAGAGCCCAGUGAAAAAGAAACAGAAGAAGAAAGAGAACAAAGAGAACAAAGAAAAACAGACAACCACUAAGAAAGAAAAGGAAAGCGAUAAAGAGAAAAAGAAGACGAAAGACAAGAAAGAGAAGGUACGUACUCUCAGGAGCAGUCGAAGAGAUGUGAAAGUCUCUGAGCAGAAGGGCAAGGAGGUGAAAACUUCCAAGUCUGGAAGUAAAGGGAAGAGAUCGCAAGGUCCUGUCCACAUUACUGCAGGGAGUGAACCUAUCCCCAUCGGAGAAGACGAGGAUGAUGAUCUGGACCAAGAAACAUUCAGCAUAUGCAAGGAAAGGAUGAGACCAGUCAAGAAAGCACUGAAACAACUCGAUAAGCCUGAUAAGGGGCUGACGGUUCAAGAACAGCUGGAGCACACACGCAACUGCCUCCUAAAAAUUGGAGACCGCAUCUCUGAGUGCCUUAAAGCCUACACCGACCAGGAUCAUAUCAAGCUAUGGAGAAGGAACCUAUGGAUAUUUGUGUCAAAAUUCACAGAGUUUGAUGCCAGAAAACUGCACAAGCUCUACAAGAUGGCUCAUAAGAAAAGAUCCCAGGAAGAAGAGGAGCAAAAGAAGAAGGAGGACAUGUCCAGCAUGAAGAAGCCGUUCCGCCCAGAGCCUUCAGGUUCCAGCCGCGAUUCUAUCAUGUCCCAGUCUCACGUGCCUCACAAUCCUCAUUCCCAGAAGAUUCACCUGCCCCCUUCCCAUAGCCAGCAGCAGAUGCAUGGGCACCCGCGUGACAACUAUGGGCAUCCAAACAAGAGACAUUUCAGCAACACAGAUCGAGGAGAAUGGCAGAGGGAUCGAAAGUUCAACUACGGUGGCAACAGCAACCAGAUGUGGGGCGGGGAGCGGCAUCACCAGUACGAGCAGCACUGGUACAAGGACCAUCACUACGGGGAUCGGCGAUCUCGUGGAGAGCCCCACCGCAGCUCCGGGAACUACAGACCAAAUAACCUCUCCCGCAAGAGGCCGUACGAUCAGUACAACAGUGACCGAGACCACAGAGGCCAUCGAGAUUAUUACGACAGGCACCACCACGAUUCCAAGCGUCGACGAUCCGAUGAGUUCAGGCCUCAGAACUACCACCAGCAGGAUUUCCGACGGAUGUCUGAUCACAGGCCACCCAUGGGCUACCAUGGCCAAGGACCUUCGGACCACUACCGGUCCUUCCACACAGACAAAUCGGGAGAUUACAAACAGCCUCUCCCUCCACCUCACUCUGCAGUGUCGGACCCUCGCUCGCCCCCCUCUCAGAAAUCUCCCCAUGAUUCCAAGUCACCUCUCGAUCACAGGUCACCUCUGGAUAGGUCGCUAGAACAGAAAAACAAUCCAGAUUAUAAUUGGAACAUUCGGAAAGCAUAA